AUGGGCUUAAACGCUUUCCGCAUAAUUGCCGAUCUUUCGCAUCUAUCGUCCAAGUUGAUUUUGAUAUGGGCGAUCCAUAGCAACCGCAGCGCCGAGGGUGUAUCUCUCAUCACACAAGGCCUUUACCUUCUCGUCUUUCUAACACGCUAUGUUGAUCUCUUCUGGAUGCGUUUGGCGUGGUGGCACACUACGCUAAAAAUCUUCUACAUACUCUCCUCCUCACAUAUAUUACUUCUUAUGAUGAUGGUUUUCCCCCGGACACAAGAGCCUCAGAAGGCCUUGAGAUUUGGUGCAUGGUGCUUGGGAGGGUCUCUUAUUUUAACAAUGCCGGUCACCGCUAUUAUAGACGGAUAUUUUUUUUUCGAGGAGAACGUUUGGGUUUUUAGCAUUAUCCUUGAAUCCGUUUGCAUUCUUCCCCAGCUCCUCCUUCUCCGGCGGACUUCAAUCCCAACUGUCAUUGAUUCCUAUUAUCUUGUCACUCUUGGGUCCUAUCGUGGAUUCUAUAUUCUCAACUGGAUCUGGAGAUAUUACACUGAAUUACAUUUUGACCCCGUCUCCUCCAUUUUCGGUGUCAUACAAACCGCCCUUUACAUCGAUUUCGCUUGGGUGUAUUAUAGUCGCCAACGAAUUAAAUUGCGAGGUGGCGCUUUAAUAGACAAGGACGAAGUUGGACGUGGGUGGCUUAUUAGCCGCAUUCUCGGUGGGGAUAGACACGUUGACCAUCAAGAAGAACUAAGAGAUUUUGAUGUGCAGAAUGGGGGUUACAAUCAUCGUAGCACAAGUAGGCUUCCUCAGCAUUGGGGCCCUCGAGGAAUAUCUGUAAAUGCGGAUGACGGACCCCUUGACUUAGAGGGGGACGCGGAUGCGCAGCAUCUACUCGCGGAUCCGGAUCAGUUUGAGGUUGGGAUCAGGAGGAUGUAG
Messenger RNA from Orbilia oligospora ATCC 24927, 921 nucleotides. RefSeq lists its product as uncharacterized. The record is from RefSeq and is a predicted model, not a curated record. Gene Ontology annotation, cellular component: membrane; cis-Golgi network; endoplasmic reticulum. The transcript is spliced from 2 exons. Gene Ontology annotation, molecular function: ER lumen protein retrieval receptor activity. Gene Ontology annotation, biological process: endoplasmic reticulum to Golgi vesicle-mediated transport; protein retention in ER lumen. The coding region runs from base 1 to 921 and encodes 306 amino acids. Lineage: Eukaryota; Fungi; Ascomycota; Orbiliomycetes; Orbiliales; Orbiliaceae.